AUGGAUGUUCAAGUUCCACCUCCACCACCACCUCCUCCGCCAUCAUUUCUUACUGAAACGACAACUUCGCAAUUAACAGUACCACCACCAUCACUCCCUCCUCCAGAAUCAGUCAUUACAACAACAACAACAACCACAACCGUAGCUGCUUCUUCUGUUCAAGAUCGUAUUUGGUUACAUCCAUGGACGGUAACUGAAAUGCGUGAACACGCAUCACAAUGGUCAUUGGCUGGUGAUGCUGGUUUAUUACUUUAUUUGGAACAAUUUUCUGGUAAAUUAGCUCAACGGGCUGAUGCUAUUCAACAACAUUUAAAUCAAACAGUUAAUGCUGUUAAAAGUACACAUACACGUGUUCAAAAUUGUCUUAAUGAAUUUACAUCAUUAGCUAAUACACAAUUUAUUGAAAAUCGUGUUUAUGAUGAAGAUGAAACAGUUAAUGCAAAAACAUCAAAAAAAGAUGAACAAUCUACAGAAAAAACUAAUGUUAGUAAUAGUGAAGCACAAGAAAAAGUUUUACAACGUUAUGUUGAAGCAAUUCAAUAUGGUUUAACUAUUCUUGAUACACAUUUUGAACGUGUUGAUGCUAAAUUAGAUAAUAUUCAAAAUGGUAUAUCAUCAAUUGAUGAUGAUGAAGAUGUUGGAGUACCAAUUGAACCUAUACUUGAACCAAAAGAUCCUUAUAUAUUUCGACCAUUACCAUAUCUUAUUGGUACAACUGAAUUUAUGCAAGAUGAUUUUGUUGGUUUAGCUGAUUUAUUAAAUAUACAUGAUGAAGAUACAUAUGAUGUUGAACAAAUUGAAAAAAUUGAGUCAGAUUCAGCAUUAUCAAGUUCUGAUCAAGAAGAUGAAGAUUUUCAAGUCCAAGUAUCAUCAGUACCAAUUGUUCCAGCUGGUGCUAGUCGUCCAGAUAUAGCAAACCGAUCAGCAACAACUGUAUUAACAGAUAGUGAAGAUGAAAAUGAUCUAUUUGGUAUGAAUACUGGUCCGAAAUUUGAUGAUUUUUCAUCAAAAAAACCAGUGUAUAAUGAUAUAUCUGAGGAACCUACAAAAUCUAAAAAAGUAGAUUCUUUUCACGAAUUAGAUAAUGAAGACGAUAUUAUGUUUGGUAUUCCAGUUAAGAAACCUCAACCUAUUAUUGAAACUAAUAAUAAUAAUAAUAAUGAGAAUUUUGAUAAUGAAUCAUUAACAUCAAAAGAAUCGAAUGAACCUGAAGAACAACAAAAACAUAUAGGUGGUAUAUCAAUGUUCGGUAGUGCACAAAAAGGAAUGUCUGAACUUGAAAAAGCUGUUUUACGACGACGAAAAGCUAUGGGUGAACCUGAUGUAUCAUCAAUUGAUGAAGAUGAUGAAAUAAAAAAACCGAAAAAAACAUCAAAUGAAACUAUUUCACCAAUUGUUACUAAAAUACCAACAGAACGAUCAUCUAGUACAAUUUCAAAUCUUACUUCACAACCAUUAACAAAACCAACAACAACAACAACAACUGAAAAGAUUUCUAAAUCAUCGAUAUUUGGUGAAAAUAUUCCAGCUGAUGAUGAGGAUGAGGAUGAAAUUUUUUCAGAUGUACCAAAAUUAAAACCAUUGUCGAGUAUCGUACCAUCAUCAUCAUCAAAAACUAUAGUUGAUACAAAAUCAUCAAUAAUAAUUCCAUCGAAAAAAGAAAAAGAUAUAUUUGAUAAUGAUACUGAUGAAGAUGAUGAUCCAUUUACAAUAAAAAAGAAAGAUACUUCAUCAUCAUUGUCAAUAAAAAAGAAUGAUACAAAUUCAAAAAUUCAAUCACAAACAAUAACUAAACCUAAACCAGUUAUUCCUCCAGUUGAAAGUGAUGACGAUGACCUUUUUGGUACAAAAAAAACACAACCAAAACCAAUUCCAACAAUAUCAAAAACUAGUACUAUUGAAAAAACUAAAUCACCUAGUUCUGACGACGAUCUUUUCAACACAUCGACAAUCACUAAAACACAACCACCACCAACAAAAAUAUCUGAAGAUGAAGAUUCUUUAUUUGCUCGUAAACCCCCAGUACAACAACCAAUUGCACCUAUUGUUCCUGCUUCUGCUCCUGUUUCUACCCCAUCAAUUAAAAAGUUAGCCAUCGUAACUGAUGAAGAUAGCGAUGAUGAAAUCUUUGGUAUAUCUAAAACAAAACCAAAAGUACCAACAACUGAAAAACAAAACAUUGUUUCAUCUACUAAACCUGAUGAUAACAAUAAUUUACUUGGUAAAUCAACAACUACAUCUAAAGUAGUGACAGCAGAAACUCCAAAAGUUAUUCCAUCUAUGAAAUCUAAUGAUGAUGAUGAAUUAUUUGGUGCAUCAAAAACUAAACCAAAAAUACCCACAACCGAAGUACAAAAAGUUUCCUCACCUAUUAAAACUGAUGAUGAUGAAGAUGAUUUAUUCGGUAAAUUAACAAUUAAACCUAAACUAUCAACAAAAGACACUCAAAAAGUUAUUCCACCUACAAAAUCUAAUGACAAUGAUAAAUCAUUAACUAAACCAAAAAUCGCAGUUACAAAAGACGAUGAUGAGGAUGACGAAUUAUUUUCUUCUCCAAAACCAAGUCAAGUUAAAUCUCCUGCAGCUACUGUUUCAUCUCCUUUACCUUCAACAACAACAACAACAACUGUUAAAACCGAUACUUAUGAAGAUCCUUUAACAGGAAUUCGAAAACCUAUUGAAACUACAUCCCAACCACCAAUAAAAACUCCAAUUGUUCAACCAGUAAAGAAAUCUAUUUCAGAUAGUGAUGAAGAUGAAUUAUUUCCUAAACGACAAUUAAAUACAGCAGCAUUAAAAGAAGGUGAAAAACCAAAUGUUAAAGCACUUUCAUCACUUUUAAAUAUUAAUCCAAAUGCUCAUCGACCAGGUGUACGUCCGAAAACACAUUCAUUUAUUGAAGAACAAUCUAAACCUUCUGUUGUUAAUGAUGAUCAACCGAGUCAAACUAUUGAACCUUCACAAACAGUUGUGAAAAAAUUAUCAAAACUUGAUUCGGAUAGUGAUGAUGAUUUAUUUAGUAAUAAGAAAAAAGAAAAAGCAACUGUUUCGAAUACAGAACAAAAAGAUAAAACUAAUGUUGAAGAUGAAAAAGUUAAUGUUAAAGCACUUUCGUCACGUAUUAAAAUAAAUCCAAUGACGCAUAUGCCAGGUACUCAACCGAAACCAAUCUCUAAUGAAGAAAAUGGAUCAAAUAAUGUAUUACAAACAACUUCAACGGAAACAUCUAAAGAAGAACCAAUAGUUGAUAAAACUAUGUUGAAUAUUCUUAAAGAUCGAGCUAAAGUAUCAGUUAAAACUCGAGCGCCACCAACAAGAAAACCUCGUUCAACUGGAGCUACAACAGCUGCAAUGGCAAAUGCUGAUGAGGAUGAUCUCUUUGCUUUGCCUAGCUCGAAUAAAACGGCUACAUCAUCUUCUUCGACUACUAGUCCAGUAAUUCCUUCUCAAUCUGAUAUUCCUCCACCAGUAUCUAUAACAGGUUUGCCAGAUAACACUGCUGCUAUUGCUGCUAUAUCUGAUAAACAAACUAAUUCAAAAGAAAAGAAAACAUUUUCACUUUUUGAUUCUGAUGAUUCUGAUAUUGAUGAAUUGUUAUUUGGUUUUAGUAAAAAAAAUAAAUCUUCUAUAACAUCAAAACCAACUACAACACCAUCAACAACUACAAAAUCAAAUAUUUUAUCAUUAGAUGAUGAUGAUGAUAAUGAUUUUCUAUCAAAACGACCAAUAAAAAAGAGUACAAAACCAAUUGAUGAUGAUGAUAUAUUUGCUGAUGUUAAAAUUAAAUCCCAACAAACAAAUAAAGCUAAAAAAGAUUGGUCAAUUAUGAAUAAAACAGUAACAGAUGAUACAGAUGAUAUUUUUAAUGAUGGAUCAACAAAAUCUUCCACUACCUCAAAAUCAAAAUCAACAAAUGUUAAAAAUAAAUCAAUCAAGGAUUUGGAUGAUAUUUUUGAUGAUCCAUUCAAUGUUUCGUCCAAACGAUGA
Molecule: messenger RNA, 3987 nt
Organism: Rotaria sordida
Lineage: Eukaryota; Metazoa; Rotifera; Eurotatoria; Philodinida; Philodinidae
Source: the annotation of a GenBank genome assembly